Messenger RNA from Tripterygium wilfordii, 846 nucleotides. Its product is annotated as lachrymatory-factor synthase-like. Lineage: Eukaryota; Viridiplantae; Streptophyta; Magnoliopsida; Celastrales; Celastraceae. The transcript has a single exon. The record is from RefSeq and is a predicted model, not a curated record. Bases 49 to 558 code for a protein of 169 amino acids.
GUAUCCUUUAACCAUUCUAUUGGACUUAUUAUUAUUGCCAACCUUGAAAUGGAGCGAAGUUCGCAGAGCAAGUGGGAAGGCAAGGUUUCCUCCAAGUCAACGGAAGCAACGGCCGAUCAAAUAUGGUCUCUUUACAAGGACUUCUUCAAUCUGCACAAAUAUUUCCCCAAGCUCGCAUCCUGCUAUGGCAUCCACGGUAGUAACGGUGAGCCUGGUUGCAUCCGAUAUUGUGACAGUUUCUCGAUUUCUUUGUCAUCCGACGACGUCGGCCUCAACGAGCGACCAAUUAGCUGGGCUAAGGAGAGAUUGAUAGCUGUUGAUGAUGUAGAACGCACCUUAAGUUAUGAGAUAAUUGAAAGCAAUAUCGGUUUCAAUUCGUACGUUGCGACGGUCAAGAUUGUUCAAGGGGAUGAAGUUGGGUGUGUGAUUGAGUUCUUGUUCACCGUUGAUCCAGUGGAAGGGUGUGAAUUUGAAGACUUAGUGAACAUGUAUAAAUUGGCGCUGCAGUCAAUUAUCCAAAAAAUGGAGGAAUCAAUUGCAAUUACUAAAAACUUUUAAACCAGCCGUAUGUAGUGUUGCGUUUGCAUGCCUUGCACUUGUUGUCUUUAGUUUCUAUGCCCUCUGCCUGCUUUGUUUUAGAUAGUUUUUAUGUAGUUACUGUCUUGGUUCUUGGGUCCUGUCCCAUUGCAUCCAACCUUGUUCUAGGCCAUCUCAUAAGAUGCCCUAUUGUUUUUUUUUGUCUUCUUUGGUUUAAUAUAUUAUGGGUUAUCAAAAAAAAUGUAGUGUUGCGUUUGGAAUCUUUUCUUUUUAUGGUUUUUUUAUGGGAGAAUCUUUUUGUUAGUUGUC